AUGGUCAGAGAUAAUCAGAGGCAAGGAACAAUAUCAGAUCAAAUACAAACCAUAUGGUAUCCAUAUAAGAACAAAUUUCGAGUAAUGGCUGCUUGUUUGACUGCCAUGGCGAACGGAAUGAAUGACUCGGCCCCAGGAGCACUGAUUGCAAGCCUCGAAAGAGACUAUAACAUUUCCUAUGGCACUGUCUCGAUCAUUUUCGUCUGCAAUGCCCUUGGGUUUGUAGCAGCUGCCUUUUUCAUCAGUGCACUCUCUUCCAGAAUUGGACGGGCGAAGUGUUUGAUGAUAUCGGAGGCUUUGCUAAUCCUUGGAUACACGGCCAUUGUCACGACCCCACCGUUUCCAGUCGUUUGCGCAUCAUUCUUCGUCCUCGGAGUCGGGAUGGCCAUGAAUUUGGCUAUCUGCCAAGUCUUCUGUGCUAACCUCGCAAACAAUACUGCUGUGGUUGGGGCAUACCAAGGCGCUUAUGGCAUCGGCGGAAUCGCUGGGCCACUCAUUGCUACUGCGCUUGUGUCUCGAGGUAAUGUCUGGUCGCGAUUCUAUACUGUAGAACUGGGACUUGCGGCUCUCAACUUUUUUCUGAUUCCGUGGGCCUUUUGGAAGUACGAAUUGGAGUCCGAGCAAGAGCAAGUACUCCCUCACCCAGCCGGUGAGCAGAAUGAAAGCACGCAACGGAAGUGGAGAUCUUUCAAAACACUCUUGUCAGACAGAACAACCGUCCUUGGAUCUCUUUUCAUCUUUGCUUAUCAAGGAUCCGAGGUUGCCAUCUCCGGUUGGGUAAUUGCCUUCUUGGUGCAAUUCCGGCACGGAGAUCCCAGUAAAGUGGGCUAUGUAACUUCCGGUUUCUGGGCUGGCAUAACACUUGGGCGUUUCACACUCUCAUUUUUGGCCCACCACAUUGGGGAACGCCUUUUCGUUUUCAUAGUCACUGUAGGAGCUUUGAUCCUCGAACUCCUCAUCUGGUUCGUACCGUCAAUUCCAGGUGAUUCCAUCGCCGUGGCAUUUUCAUGCCUCCUGCUUGGACCGAUUUACCCUUGUGCUGUACACAUUUUCCAACGACUCAUCCCUCGGAAGAUGCAAAUCUCAUCACUUUCUCUCAUUGGUUCAGUUGGAAGCUCUGGAGGCGCCGUGGCACCCUUCAUGACAGGAAUGUUGGCUCAGCAUGUUGGAACAUUUGUCUUACAUCCAAUCUGCAUCGGCUUGUUCGUGAGCAUGGGUCUAGCCUGGUUCUUUCUGCCCGAGCCCGAGAAGAGAUCUGAAUAA
Hyaloscypha bicolor E is the source of this 1263-nucleotide messenger RNA. RefSeq names its product MFS general substrate transporter. Bases 1 to 1263 code for a protein of 420 amino acids. Gene Ontology annotation, biological process: transmembrane transport. Gene Ontology annotation, molecular function: transmembrane transporter activity. Gene Ontology annotation, cellular component: membrane. The record is from RefSeq and is a predicted model, not a curated record. The transcript has 6 exons. NCBI's taxonomy places the organism in Eukaryota, Fungi, Ascomycota, Leotiomycetes, Helotiales, Hyaloscyphaceae.